Molecule: messenger RNA, 1171 nt
Organism: Exserohilum turcica Et28A
Lineage: Eukaryota; Fungi; Ascomycota; Dothideomycetes; Pleosporales; Pleosporaceae
Exons: 2
Coding region: 64-1065 (333 amino acids)
Biological process (GO): phosphatidylinositol phosphate biosynthetic process; inositol phosphate biosynthetic process
Cellular component (GO): cytoplasm; nucleus
Molecular function (GO): inositol-1,4,5,6-tetrakisphosphate 3-kinase activity; inositol hexakisphosphate kinase activity
Source: RefSeq, a predicted model, not a curated record
AACACCAACAACACGCCCCAAGCUCAGAUCGCCAGGUCAAGAUUCCUCUACAUACACAGCGACAUGGCGACCAAGACUUAUGACGCAUCCAAGCUAAAAGCAUACGGCAAUGCCGCUGCCGGCCACGAAGGCGUUCUCAGCGAUGAAUCUGGCGCUGUCGUAGUCAAACCAUGUACUCUUGCCGAAAUCAACUUUUACGAAUCUCUCACUGCGCACCCCGAUCUUGCGCGCCAUCUCCCCACCUUCAUGGGUCAGCUGUCGCUUUCAGCUGACCAGACUGCCGCCGUAGAGAGCAUCGAGAGCGGGACUGUACAGACGGCCGACGGCACCAUUGAGCGACUGCAUGGAAAGCAUCUGGACACCGACCUGCACAUAGUUCUUGAGAACAUCACCCAUGGGUUCAAGAAGCCCAACGUCUUGGACUUGAAGCUUGGCGCGCGGUUAUGGGACGACGACUCCAAGCAGGAGAAGAGGGAUCGCCUCGAUGCUGUCAGCAAGGAGACUACGAGUGGCAGCCUCGGCUUCAGGAUAGCGGGUAUGCGCACCUACAAAGGCGCCGAUGUACCAGACGUCCCCGAGGACCUGAAGGAGUACGUUGAUGUGGACAGGGAGAGUGGGUACUGGGUGUACAACAAAAUGUAUGGGCGCAAGUUCAACGCCGAGAAUGUGGACGAGGGCUUUGCAUCUUACAUCUUCCCUGGCGCAAAGUCGGAAGCCGAGCUCGAUCGUGCGAGAGAAGUGCUUGCGUACUUUCUCGGUGAGGUCAAAGACAUCCAAGAAGUAUUCGAGAGCAAAGAGAGCAGGAUGUACAGCGCCAGUAUACUUCUUGUGUACGAGGGCGACGUGGAGGAAUACGGCAACACAAAGCAAAAGCUGCGAUCGGCGCAUCCCGAAGACGAUGACGAGGAUGACGAGGAGAAUCUGCCCAAGCUUGCCGAGGUCAAGAUGAUUGACUUUGCACACGCGGCAUGGACGCCUGGGCAGGGGCCGGACGAGAAUGCGCUGCAGGGCAUGAGGAGCACGGCCAGGAUAUUAAAGAGCAUGUUGGACAAGGUGCAGGAUUAGAAGCGUUGUUUCUCUUUGCCUAAUCUAGUCUUUGUAACCGCUGUAUACCCGAUGUUAAGCAGAUCGUGUAGACUUUAGCUAAGCAUGCAUCGAAUAUGAACAUCUA